AUGGCCGAUCAUCCCGACCACGAGGAGGAGUUGGCUCCUGCAGCAGUAAACGAUGAAAGCUCCGGCUCGCUCUUUACACAGUCACAGGCGAUUGAAGUCGAUACCAACACCAAUACCAGUGACGACAAGGACUCUGCGUUUGGCUCGGAGUCCGAGUCAACGACGAGCACGUCAAUUCUCUCGUCUAUUCGAGACUAUGAGUACUCCAAUGGACGACGAUAUCACGCAUAUAAAAAAGGCGCAUACCUACUUCCCAAUGACGAAAUGGAGCAAGAACGCCUCGAUAUGCUCCACCACGUAUUUUUGCUUGCCCUUGAUGGUCGGCUAUUCAUCUCUCCACUUCAUGAUCCCCAGAGGAUCUUCGACGUUGGAACGGGAACUGGUCUCUGGGCUAUCGACGUUGCCGAUGAGUACCCUUCCGCCCAGGUCAUCGGUACCGAUUUGAGUCCCAUACAACCUGGAUGGGUGCCGCCCAAUGUUCAAUUCUAUAUUGAAGAUGCAGAGACGGAGUGGAUAUAUGAUCCUGAUGAUUCGUUUGACCUGAUCCAUACCCGAGUGAUAGGUGGCAGUAUCGGCGAUUGGGAUAAGUUUGUCCGGCAAGCCUAUACGCAUUUAAAACCUGGUGGUUGGCUUGAGUUACACGAACCACAAUCAUGGAUAACGGCAGACGACGAUAGCAUGGCUCGUUGUGAAUACACCAUUCAGUUUCAAAGCAAAUGUGUGGAGGCAGCGCAGAAAUUUGGCAAAGACAUCAAUCUAGCGCCCACGCAUAAACAAAGAUUAAUCGAUGCGGGCUUCGUCGACGUACAAGAAAACAUAAUCAAGAUACCCAUUGGAUCCUGGCCGAAGGAUCCUCGUCUCAAAGAAAUGGGUCGAUUUUGGCUAGAACAUAUGGUUGCUGGCAUUGAGGUCUAUUCACUGGGCUUUAUUGGCAAGGUCUUAGGUUGGGGUGAGGCUGAAUGCCGCGUGCUCGCAGCCAAAGUCGGGACGGAGUUGAGGGACCGCAAAAAUCAUUUAUACGUCAAUUGUCACAUCAUUCGUGGCUGUCUGGCACAUCCCUCCCACGGCCCUAGUGAUGAUUUCGCUGGUUCCCAUGGAAUGCUCAAUCAAGAUAGUGUCGUACGGAGGAAUCUUAAUUCGAAGGUUACGGCCAUCUCCGGUAGCCUCGCCACCGAAUUGAUCAGUGUGACGGGGGUCUCUGGUUACGACACUGAAACUAUAGUUGAUUCCACCUGUCGCCAAGGCGUCAAUGGCAAGAACCUGCUGAAGAAUACUUUUGAUCUUUACCGAGGUAGUGUCGCAGUUGAGGCGCUCCCUGCACUCCAUUCAUUCAAGUGCUUGCUUCAUCAUGCAACGGUCGGUCUGUCGCUGAUGAGUAAAGGAGGCAACAUAGGCGUCAUGGUGUCCAUAUUUGUCGACAUUCAUGCAAGCAAGACAGAGAGCAGUACUGGCAAGAAAGCAUAUUUGAUCUAA
Talaromyces atroroseus is the source of this 1473-nucleotide messenger RNA. RefSeq lists its product as hypothetical. Bases 1 to 1473 code for a protein of 490 amino acids. The transcript has 5 exons. The record is from RefSeq and is a predicted model, not a curated record. Lineage: Eukaryota; Fungi; Ascomycota; Eurotiomycetes; Eurotiales; Trichocomaceae. Gene Ontology annotation, molecular function: methyltransferase activity.